CUCUCUCUCUCUCUCUGACAGAGUUCCAAUGGCUCCCCCCUUCGUCUUCCCCUCCGAUCUCAAGGACCUAGAAGAUGACUCUGACGGCCUCUCGCUCCGCGUCCAGUUCCCCGUCGACGUCGCCUCCCUCCGUCCUUCGCAACUGGAAGAGCUCGUCAAAGGCGUCGCCUUCGACCUAUCCGAUAGGGAGCUCUUCUGCGUCGAGGAGCAGGACGUAUUCGACCGCGUCUACUCCCUCGUCCGCAGCUUCGCCGUCCUCCCCCCUUCCUCCAAGUUCAACCUCGUCGAGACCCUGCGCUCUAACCUCAGUGUUCUCCUCCCCAACGUCGACUCUCUCUCCCGCGUCCCCCAUUUCUCGUCUCCGUCUCCGUCCUCCCCAGGCGCCGCUGCCGACGAGGUCCCGGACAUCGCCACCCGCAUUGCUUCCCACCGGAAUGCCCUCAAGAUCUACACUUUCUUCCUCCUCAACAUCGCCCUCCUCGAGGAGUCCUCCAGCUCUUACUCCUCUGGUGUCAGCUCCAAGGUUGUGCAAGGUCGGAAGAAGAAUCCUACGUAUGCAUGGAAUUGGGAGGCGCAGAGGAGUCGAAUCAUCAAUUUGGUUGCGAACUCUCUGGAGAUUAAUCUCACUUUGCUCUUUGGAUCAAACGAUAUUGAUGAGAGCUAUCUCUCAUUUAUCUCCAAGUGCACUUUCAGUUUAUAUGAGAAUCAGGCUUUGUUGAAGGAUGCAGACACCAGAGAAGGCCUUGGACGUAUAAUAGGUACUAUUGCAACGAAGCAUCAGAGAACUGCACAAUCAUGCGCAUCAAUCCUCCACUUGAUCCAUAAGUUUGACUACACCGUUCCCCACCUUGCGGAGUUGGUUGCUGCAGCUGAGAAGAAGUAUGGCGAUGGAUGCCUAGCUGUUGCCCUUAUUAGGGAGGUUGGUCGCACUGAUCCGAAGGACUAUGUGAGGGAUGGUGUUGGGGCCGAGAAUAUAGGGAGGUUCCUGGUUGAGCUUGCUGACCAAUCUCCGAAGUUUAUGUCCACCAAUGUUGGGGUUCUAGUUCCUCAUUUUGGUGGGGAAUCUUUUAAGAUUAGAAAUGCUCUUGUUGGUGUCUUGGGUAGGUUGGUUGCAAAGGCCUAUAAAGAUGUGGAAGGUGAUGUUAGUUCCAAGUGUCUAAGGUUGAGGGGAAAGCAGGCUAUGUUGGAGAUACUGCUAGAACGAUGCAGGGAUGUGUCGGCGUACACGAGAAGCCGGGUACUUCAAGUUUGGGCAGAGUUAUGCGAAGAACAUGCCAUUUCAAUUGGCCUUUGGAAUGAGGUGGCAGUGGUGGCUUCAGGAAGAUUGGAGGAUAAGACUGCUAUGGUUAGGAAAUCAGCACUCAAUCUGCUUAUCACCAUGUUGCAGCAUAACCCAUUUGGACCACAGCUCCGUGUUGCAGUCUACGAAGCGACAUUGGAGAAAUUCAAAGAAAAAUUGCUUGUAAUGGAGCCGUCCAACACUUCAGACGAUACUUCUGAGGCUGACAAUUUGCAUGCUGGAUCUUCAGUGGAGCAGGGAGAGAGUGUUAGUGACAGCUGUUUGACAUUUAAUGAAGAGCAGCAGGGUGAAGCUGCAGCGAUUCCAGAAAUAGGGAAUUUAGAACAGACCAGGGCAUUGGUGGCCUCGCUUGAGGCUGGUCUGCGGUUCUCACAAUGUGUCACUUCUUUGAUGCCAACCCUUGUUCAACUACUGGCUUCUUCUUCUGCAACUGAUGUGGAGAAUACGAUCCUUCUAUUGAUGAGGUGCAGACAAUUUCAGAUUGAUGGCUCAGAUGCAUCACUCCGCAGAAUGCUGCCAUUGGUAUUUUCCCAAGACAAAUCAAUAUAUGAGGCUGUCGAAAGUGCAUUUGUUACUAUAUAUAUAAGAAAGAAUCCAAUGGAAACUGCUAAAAAUUUAUUGGACCUGGCGAUUGAUUCCAGUAUUGGUGAUCUUGCAGCUUUGGAGUUUCUAAUUAGUUCUUUGAUGUCCAAAGGGGAAAUUUCUAUGAGUACAAUCUCAGCCUUAUGGGACUUUUUCAUCUUCAAUGUCAAUGGAGUAGUUGCAGCACAAAGCCGUGGCGCUUUGUCAAUUUUGUGUAUGGCAGCAAAAUCAAAUCCAGGCAUUCUAGGUUCUCAUUUACAGGAUAUUAUUGAUAUUGGUUUUGGACAUUGGGCAAAGGAGGAACCUUUGCUUGCAAGAACAGCAUGUGUUGCUCUUGAAAGAUUGUCUGAGGAAGAUAAGGACAAACUCAGAAGCAGUAGCAGCAAGGUUUUUGCUGCUCUACAUAGCUUAGUAGCUGGUUUCUGGCUUCCGGACCAUAUUUGGUAUGCUGCUGUUGACAAAGCCAUAAGCACCAUAUAUUCAGUUCAUCCAUUGCCUGAAGCUUUUGCUGCUGAUAUUGUGAAGAAGUACCUCAACUCUGUUUUUGGUUGCACUGCAAGUGAUGAAAUGCUAAACGAUGUAUCUCUUGGACCCUCCAACUUCAUGUCCACAGUGCCUACAGCAAAGCUUGGCAGAUUCCUUUUUAUUAUAAGCCAUAUUGCACUGAAUCAAUUGGUUUAUAUCGAGAGCUGCAUCAGAAGCAUUCAAAAGCAAAAAUUGAAAAAAGAAAAGUUGAAGGUUGAAAAGCAACAGGUUAAUGGUGGUUCAGCUGAAGUAGAGAUGCAAGGUAUAAAUGCUGAAUUGGGACUUGGUGCAUCUGAAGAUGCAGUAAUCGAUUCACUAUCAGAAAAGGCAGAGAAAGAAAUUGUUUCUGGUGGAUCUACUGAGAAAAACCUCAUUGGAUUUUGUGCUCCUUUUCUCUCAAGGCUAUGUAGAAACUUGAAUUUGAUGCAAAAGUUUCCUGAACUGCAGGCUUCUACAAUGCUUGCUCUAUGCAGAUUAAUGAUAAUUGAUUCAGACUUUUGUGAAUCAAAUCUUCAGCUUCUGUUCACUGUUGUGGAGAGUGCUUCAUCAGAAACUGUUCGUUCCAACUGCACCGUGGCUCUUGGAGACCUGGCUGUUCGUUUCCCGAACCUUCUUGAACCUUGGACUGAGAAUAUGUAUGCUCGAUUGAGAGACCCUUCAGAAUCUGUGAGGAAAAAUGCUGUAUUGGUGCUGUCUCAUCUCAUAUUGAAUGAUAUGAUGAAGGUAAAGGGUUACAUAUAUGAAAUGGCUCUACGGAUUGAGGAUGAAGACAAAAGAAUCUCAAGUCUCGCUAAGUUAUUCUUUAAUGAGUUGUCAAAGAAAGGAAGCAAUCCAAUAUAUAAUCUACUUCCUGACAUCCUCAGCAGAUUGUGCAAUCAGAACAUCAAGGAAGAAGAUUUUUACAACAUAAUGCAGUUCUUAAUUAACUCUAUCAAGAAGGACAGGCAAAUGGAAGCCCUUGUUGAAAAGCUAUGCAAUCGGUUCAGUGGAGUUAGUGAUGUUAAACAGUGGAAGCAUAUUGCUUACUGCCUCUCCCAGUUGACAUUCAGUGAAAAGGGAUUGAAAAAGCUUGUUGGGUCUUUUAAAGCAUAUGAACAUUCUUUAUGUGAUGAUUUGGUGAUGGAUCAUUUCAGAAGCAUUGUCAGCAAGUGCAAAAAGUUUGCAAAAGCUGAGGUUAGAUCUUGCAUUGAGGAAUUUGAAGAGAAGCUUAACAAGAUUCAUACAGCGAAAAAGGAACAGGAAACCACCGCUAGAAAUGCCCAGGUUCAUCAACAAAAAGUUGGUAGCCUUGAAGGUUUCCUAAUUAAGGAGAAAAGUGUUGUUGGAAAUACCAGUGAAGCUUUUGUUAUGCCAACAGAUAAAAAUGUUUCUGCCAAGGAGGGUUCGCCCGAAGCCAAAGAUACAAUAUCAGAGGAAAGUUGUCUUUCUAGUGUCAUGAGAGAAUGUGAAGCGGAUGGUAUGGAGGUUCAGUCUCCACAAACCUUUCACAGAGGCGUUUCCAAAUGCAGUACGAGGAAAGUCAAAGGAUCAGCAACACAAGAUCACAAAGACAAUGGUUCCGUAAGACGAAGAAUCCGCUCCACCAGGAGGUAGCCAGUUCAGCGUGAGAGGGUAAUCACACAAUUCCUGCACGUCAGGAAGCAAGAUGACUUUCCUUGCAUGCCACUGCUUCAGUUCUUCAAGGUUUGUCUUUGCCAUUAAGUCUUGUGUAUUCUGAAAUUUCAACAGAUGCUGUAUUAGAUAUAGGAAGAUAUAUCAUAUGAACAUCUGUCGUGGAGUGAAACCAUCUGCACAGCUGUAAACUUUGGAGAUGCAAGAAUGAAAACAUGAUAUUAGGUAUGUAAUAUAAACAAGGAGUUGUAAUCCAAAAAGGGAAUUCUAUGUAAGUUAAUUCCCACCAGUGGCAAGGGUUUACUUAACUAUGAUGCCUUACAGACUCUGCAUUUUAGCCGACAUCUGAAGACCCCAAACAGCACUGUUGAUGUCGAAGAAGGUUAGGAUUCAGUGAGAAGCCAUCCCCAUGGAGGUGGGGACAAGGAGGGUCAUGCAUACAUAUCACAUGCAUGAAAGGUCCACCGAAGCUUUAAACCCCAACGUCUAUGAUGUGUCCAUGAUGCAUAUUAUAUCAUUACAUGCCGAGUUCAUGUGGCAUAAUUAUUUGUUUGUAUUUUAAAUUUUUUUGGCAUAAUUAUUAAAUGGGUUGGUUUU
Molecule: messenger RNA, 4615 nt
Organism: Musa acuminata subsp. malaccensis (wild Malaysian banana)
Lineage: Eukaryota; Viridiplantae; Streptophyta; Magnoliopsida; Zingiberales; Musaceae
Product: condensin-1 complex subunit CAP-D2
Biological process (GO): mitotic cell cycle; mitotic chromosome condensation; meiotic chromosome condensation
Cellular component (GO): condensed chromosome, centromeric region; nucleus; condensin complex
Molecular function (GO): histone binding
Source: RefSeq, a predicted model, not a curated record